This is a messenger RNA of Closterium sp. NIES-65, 3225 nucleotides long. Lineage: Eukaryota; Viridiplantae; Streptophyta; Zygnematophyceae; Desmidiales; Closteriaceae. The record is from the annotation of a GenBank genome assembly.
AUGGGUCCGCCGGGAAUGAUGGGAGGUCCGGGGGGAGGAGGAGCGGAUCGGGGUCAUAACCCGCUAAACGACAUGCUCGCGGGGGCUGGGUCGGGGUUCAUUCGGUCGGGCCUGGGUGCUUAUGGCGAGCGGCUACUAGGAAGCAGUCGCGCCUACGUUCAAAACAACGUGGGCAAGUACUUGGCAUCCACGGACUUCCGCCACUACUUCCAUGUGGGCAAGUACUUCGCAUCCACUGACUUCCACUACUACUUCCAUGUCAAUGAUGCCUACGUGCGCAACAAACUCAAAAUCAUCGUCUUCCCGUUCCUACACAAGGGCCACUGGACGCGGGUGGCGGAGCAGGUGGCAGGGGGGCUGACCUACAAGCCGCCAUGCAAUGACAUCAACGCCCCGGACCUUUACAUCCCCGCCAUGGCCUUCGCCACCUAUGUCGUGCUUGCCGGACUCUCUGCUGGCCUACUGGGCAGGUUUGCGCCUGCAUUUGUGAAUGCGCGUGUUGGCAAGGGAUUAAUCGGGUGGUUUUUGGAGGUGCUGCUGCUUCGGACAAUACUCUACUCGUUGGCAUCAGGCGAUGCGCCGUUGCUCGAUCUCGUGGCGUACGCUGGCUACAUGUUUAAACUUCAAAAUCCCGUCUGCUGUCAUCUGGUUGCUGUUCCCCGGAUUUGCCAGCUCAAGCAAGGGUCGGCUUGUUCUCGACCGUUCUCUAGGCUGGCAAACAUGGCUGACGACGAGGACGAGCAGCUGCAACGGGCCUUUCGCAUGAGCUUAACGAGUCAUCCGCCAGCAGACGGCUCUCCGCGAAACCCUCAGACCAGCAGCAGCGGUAUCAAUUCCCAAUCCACCAGCGGAUUGAAUGUCAGUCCUGACCCUUGUCCGCCAUCCGCGAAGCGCAGCAAAUCCGAGGAUGAGGGAUCGGAUCCCGGACAAGCGGGAGGUGGCUAUAGCGGGGGUUCUUAUAGCGGUCGCGUGGCAUCGAGACCGGAGUCGGCGGAGGAGCGAGAGAGGCGGAUACAGCGGGAGAUUCGAGCAGCAGCCGCAGAACGAAGAAUGGCUGCUUUAGGAAAGCCCAGUGCAGAAUCGGCCAAAAUCGGAUCAACCAAUAUCGGAUCAGCCGUCGCCUCUUCGGGAGCUCCAGCUCUUGCCACGUCGAGCCGUCCUCAGAGCACUACUGUCAGGCCCGAUCCACGUGUAGAUAAGGCUCCCACGACCGCCUCUGCUCCUGCCAAUCCCAUUCCGCCACGUGUCCAUGACAUUGACAUGGCGGAUCAGGCAUGCGAUUCGCUGGCAGAGCAGACUAGCGGGAAGGCGUCAGUAGAAGGCAAGGCAGGAGACGUGAGAGUUCCAGGAACCGAAGACGCGAGUUUCGGAGGGAAAACUACAGAGGGAAGCGCAACGGAAGCUGAGGGAUCGAAAUCGAACUUGGCUGGACCUGAGGGGUCUGGCAUGGGGGGGUCUGGGAAUGCUCGUACGGCGGGUGGUGGGGAGGUUGUGGUGGGUGGAGAGGGGUGGAGGGAGGCGGAGAGGCGUUGGGAGGUUGAGCAGGGGUUGGCGGAGUUGCCAUUGGACGACGCGUUUCGGCUGUUCGACAUGGUUUUUGGGCGGUCCCCGCCUGCUGCUACCCUCUCGCAGUGGUCCCGACAGGGCUUCAGGUUUAGUGACGACCCGGCGACUUCGUUAGGGCUAGUGCAGAGGGAGGGGGGGCCGUGCGGGGUGCUGGCGCCAGUGCAGGCGCUGCUGCUCAAAUACCUCCUCUUCCCCCCCGUGCCCGCGCACCCCGCGGAUUCCUGCCCGCCUUCCGCGUCCGCCGCCCUUGCUGCCGGUGGUGCUGCUUCUGGGGGGGCGAGCGCUGGGCAGCAGGGGGGGCAGGCAGGGGAGGGGAGGAAGGCGGACGAGGGAGGAUGGGAAGAGGAUGAUAUGAGGGCACUGGUGUUGGCAAUGACAGAGUCGUUAUGGGUGCCAAGCAGAGGGCAGAGAGUUGUCAUUGCUGCCGUAUCACCACACAGGCUGGCUGCUUUGGCUACUUCAGCCUCUCAACAACCACUGACCAACCCAAUCAGCGAUGCGAAAGCACUUCAAGGAGCAGUCAGAGUGCGACACCUGGCAGGGGCGUCGCAUGCUGACGUGGCGAAGGCGCUUCACCGGCUGUUUCCAGUCUUUGAGAGCGACUUUGGCGCACUGCUGCUACUCUUCUCAGCGCUGCUCUCCAGAGGACCUGAGCGAGUUCAAGAGGACAGGGACGACCCAGAGCCACCGCUUGUCACACGCCCGUUCGGCCAUGCCUCACAGGAGAUUGUGAACCUUCUGCUGUGUGGUGAGGCAGUGGCGAACGUAUUUGAUGGUACCAUGGACUUGGGAGGAGGCAUGGCGCUUAAAGGCAUUCCCUCAGAGGCCCAGGUGGGCUUCCUCACACUCCUGGAGUCCCUCAACCUCUGCAAGGUCGGGCAGCGACUAAAACAUCCCAAGCUGCCCAUCUGGGUGGUGGGCAGCGAAUCGCACUACACCGUGCUCUUUGCGCUUUCGACUGAAGUACAGGAGGAGAAUGAUGCGGAAGCAGAGGAGUCGCGGGUCAGAGAGGUGUUUGACCGCUUUGAUACCAGCGGGGGAGGAGGGUUUGUUGCUGUGGAGUCACUUCAACCAAUGCUGGCUGAGCUGAGGGUAAAUUUCCCUCCGGAAACAAUAGACUCGCUUUCGGCGUUGGGGGUAAUUGUGUGGAACGAGCUGUGGCAGGCUCUGCUGAAGCUGGACCGAUCCCAGGGAGGGUUCAAGAGAGAGGGGUCGAGUGGGGGACGACCUGCCAGCAGGAAGUUUGACUUGUAUCACUUCAAUGGGAUUGCAAAGCGCGUGCAGACAGGAAGCAGCUCUGCAGCAGCAGCAGCAGGAGUUUCUGGGGGAAAUGGAGCAGGGGACAUGUCGUAUGGAGGUUUGGAUGUGCCACAGCGUGUGCUAUCACCGCCGUUGACUGCAAUGGAUCAACGGCCGAGAUUAGUCCGGCUCCAUGUGACCGUGCCGCCCAAAUGGUCCCCGGAGGAUCUGAUGAUGAUACCAAGGCCUGAGGGCAGUGGGGCGGAUGAUAUUCCUCCCGAGGUGGUGGCAGACUCGUUUGACUCGAGUGUGAAUCCGAUGCAGCGCGCUUCGCGUGAAGCUCCCCUCGUGGAUUGUAUCCGCACUCGGUGGCAGCGAGCGUCAUGCACAUGGGUAGGGGACGCACCAUCUAUUGUGUAG